AUGAUGUGGGCGUGUUUAGCCGGUCAGAUGAGGUCCGAGCUUGCGUUUUUGGUUGGCUCACAGGACGGACAGAAGUACGUGCAAACUUUGCAAGAAUACCUCGUUCCCUUUUCAGAAGAUCUACCAGUUACAUGGACUUUUAUGCAAGACGGAGCACCCGGUCAUCGUUCUAGGCUGGCCAAAGAUUGGCUUUAUGACAACUUUGUUUCGCUCCUGGAUUGGCCUGCAUAUUCGCCCGACCUCAACCCGAUUGAGAACGUAUGGGGUAUACUCGUUAGACGGGUGUACGAGAACCAGAGGCAAUUUGACGAUGUUCAAUCGCUAUCGGCGGGCAUCCUGGAGGCCUGGAAUGGAAUUAAGACUGACACACUACAGCAUUUGACGCAAUCGAUGCGCAAGCGGUGUGUGGAUGUAGUCGUCGCCAAAGGGAAGAAGAUAGACUAUUGA
Molecule: messenger RNA, 447 nt
Organism: Chondrus crispus (carragheen)
Lineage: Eukaryota; Rhodophyta; Florideophyceae; Gigartinales; Gigartinaceae
Exons: 1
Coding region: 1-447 (148 amino acids)
Molecular function (GO): nucleic acid binding
Source: RefSeq, a predicted model, not a curated record